Vollenhovia emeryi is the source of this 2448-nucleotide messenger RNA. It is a transcript of the gene NELF-B, whose product is annotated as negative elongation factor B. The transcript is spliced from 9 exons. Gene Ontology annotation, biological process: negative regulation of transcription elongation by RNA polymerase II. The record is from RefSeq and is a predicted model, not a curated record. Gene Ontology annotation, cellular component: NELF complex; nucleus. Bases 372 to 2198 code for a protein of 608 amino acids. Lineage: Eukaryota; Metazoa; Arthropoda; Insecta; Hymenoptera; Formicidae.
AUUUGCUUGCUUGGAGCAGGAGGGCUAAAGAAUUGGACAACAUUGUUCUAACAUUGUUUAUAUUUAUUGAAACUCGGUGGACCGACGAAGCUCCGUGAUACGCCGGCUGUCGUAUAAAACUAUUCUAUUUUAACUCAAAAAUAUUUACCGUUGGGUAAACAAAAUUUCGGAAACCCGGCUCGCACGUGACAGAGCCCAGGCAUGGCUUGGUAGUGCGAGGGAAGUGUCGAGCAGUUUGUAAACACUGCCGUUGAGUAGCGACUAACGGAUUUGGAUCAUGAUGUUUGUCGCGUGAGAAAGUAACGCGCGUUCGGUCUGUGAUGCGACGCAAGUAAUCGAGUGCACGCCUCUCGCGCUGAUAAGACGGCACCAUGAAUUCGGCCAAGAGUAACGGCGAGACCGGUAACGGGCUGGAGGACCUCGGCAUACCGGGGCAGAUUGAUCUGAGAGACGCUCUAACGAGUUGUACGGACCCGCUGAAGGCCAUCGAGGGAUUUCAGCUGGAAAAUGGCAUCCUGCUGCCGUCGUUGCGGCCUAUGCUGCCUCUGCUCGAUCUGCACGGAGUCAGGAGGCUGGACUUUCACGCCUCCGUGCUCGAGGAGUUGCGCGAGAAGCUGAUCAAGCAGAUCGACGAGAUUGGCGCCGAGCGGGCGGACAAGGGCACGUCCGGGGACAAGAGGCUGAAGGAAUUGCUGUCCAAGAGCUUCCCCGCCGUCCGAGUCGCCGCCCUGCGACCCGUGGUUAUGCGCAUCUUAAGGAACACCCCGCACAUUGACGAUAAAUAUCUAAGAGUGUUGGUGAGGGAGAAGGAGCUCUACAACGACGCCGGUACGGAGGUGAAGCGUCAAAUCUGGAGAGACAAUCAGAGUCUCUUCGGCGACGAGGUCUCCCCACUCUUCAGCCGUUACAUCAUUGAGAAAGAGCAAAUUUUAUUCGACCACUGCAACCUCACCAAUCUAUUUUUUAUGCCAUCCCCCAAGGUGAGAAGACAAGGGGAAGUCGUACAGAAAUUAGCCCAUAUGAUUGGGCACAGCGUAAAACUGUACGACAUGGUACUGCAAUUUCUAAGGACCUUGUUCUUACGCACAAAAAACAUUCACUAUUGCACCCUGAGAGCAGAACUGUUAAUGGCGCUGCAUGAUUUAGAGGUGCAAGAUAUCAUUUCUGUGGAUCCAUGUCACAAGUUCACAUGGUGUCUGGAUGCGUGUAUCAGAGAAAAGAACGUGGAUAUUAAACGGUCUCGCGAGUUGCAGGGCUUCCUGGACAGCAUUAAGAGGGGACAGGAGCAGGUGUUGGGGGAUCUAAGUAUGACUUUGUGCGAUCCCUAUGCGGUAAACUUUCUCGCCAGCAGUGUAAUAAAAAUAGCGCUUCAUCUGAUAAACAGCGAGGCGUUGCCCAGAGAAAAUGCAGUGCUCGUAUUAUUGUUGAGAAUGCUCGCGCUGGGACUGUCCGCGUGGCAGAUGAUCGAUACGCAAGACUUUAAGGAGCCGAAACUGGACAGUCAAGUCGUCACAAAGUUCCUGCCAGCACUCAUGUCGCUCAUGGUUGAUGAUCAAAUAAGGCAGCUUAACUGUAAACUUCCACCCGAUGAGCGGGAAAGUGCAAUCGCGAUUAUAGAACAUUCUGGACCACCUCCCGAUGCGUGCCAGGCGUACGCUCAGCUUUCUGGAGUCGCGGCAGUUCUGUCGAUGUACUAUGCAUUACAUGUCGGCGGUGGCAGCGGGGUUGGGAGGAGCAAGGGAGAUGCCAGAGGCUUGAUGAGGAUACUCGCGACACUACCAAAUUGCCAAGCGCAACGCGCUUUCGAAGAUCCAUUUCUACACACGCUGGUUUCGUUAUUAAUGAAUAUGUCUGACGAAUUCUCGAACGAGUCUUUCUGUACGGUCAUCUUUGACGAAUUCUUCCUAGCCGGUUUAGGUCGAGACAACGUAACACGACAUUUGUUGAAAUUACUUUGGUACAUAUACCCUAAAUUGCCGUCCGCGCGGUUACAUUCCUUACUGAAAGCCUUGCAACCAACAAGUCAGCACAACGAAGCAGUCCACAAUCUUUACGAGUCUUUACGCGACAGAGUCGGCAGUCAUUCCACAGAGGACCAAUUAGCAGCGACAGCUCAAAUGGACCCGUUAAGUCUCGAUUGUUCCCCCUCUGUGUUUACUGGAAUACCACCUUCAACAUCGAGCACGUGUCCACUUUAAAACCAUCUAGUUUAAGAGAAAUAAAGGAGAAAGAGUUAUAUCUUUCUUAGUUUACGAAUAUAAGAAAUAUUCAUAAACUAAAGAGGUUGUUUAAAAAAUUCCCUUAGAAAAUUCGUAGAUAUAGCGAUGAUAAGAUAUCAAAUUAUCAAUCAUACACAUCACAGUGAUCACUAUUAUCAUUGAUGUAUUUUGUAAUUUAAUAUUUUGUCGUCCACGAGUUCCCGAAGAUUUUUUAAUAGUUAUACUUUUU